AUGCACUGGGCUAAUGCACAGUCACGACUGUCGUUGAACGAAGCAUUCAUGUACGAUACCACUCCAGCAACACAUCCCGUUCCACUGCCGCAGUUCAUGCCAAUAUCUCAUCCAAGUCCGAAACAGCUCAAGAAAUGGCACAAAAAACACAAAAAAUUACUCAAGAAGAUGUCUUCAAUGCCUCCACCGAUCCUCACACCUCAUCUACCGCCGAAUCUGCAGCCUUACUCAAGAGCAUACUCGAUGGACAAUCUUAACAGGUUACUUACUGCCUCACCGAUUCAUUUUCCAUGA
This is a messenger RNA of Anisakis simplex (herring worm), 294 nucleotides long. Lineage: Eukaryota; Metazoa; Nematoda; Chromadorea; Rhabditida; Anisakidae. The record is from the annotation of a GenBank genome assembly.